Molecule: messenger RNA, 1098 nt
Organism: Yarrowia lipolytica CLIB122
Lineage: Eukaryota; Fungi; Ascomycota; Dipodascomycetes; Dipodascales
Biological process (GO): ribosome biogenesis; endonucleolytic cleavage of tricistronic rRNA transcript (SSU-rRNA, 5.8S rRNA, LSU-rRNA)
Cellular component (GO): nucleolus
Molecular function (GO): RNA endonuclease activity
Source: RefSeq, a predicted model, not a curated record
AUGUCGACGGCAAAGAAACAAACGAUACAUUUUUCGGGCCACAACAACUUCCGACGGCGGCUCGUGCUCGCCACGUUAUCGGGCAUGCCUGUGCGAAUCGACAAGAUCCGGUCAGACGAUGUGGAGCCCGGUGUGAAGGACUACGAGGUGUCGUUUCUACGUCUGCUUGAAUCGAUCACCAACGGAUCGGUUUUUGAAAUCUCCUACACAGGUACCACGGUUGUUUUCAAGCCCGGAAUCAUUGUGGGUGGUUCUGUGACCCAUAAUUGCCCCCUGAGUAGAGGAGUGGGGUACUUCAUUGAACCUCUUCUGCUUCUUGCGCCGUUUGGCAAGAAGGCCCUGACCGCCACUCUUCGGGGUAUCACUUCGCAUUCUCUGGACCCGUCGCCAGACAGUAUUCGAACCUCCGUGUUCCCCGUGAUGCAGAAGUUUGGUAUUGAGAGACAGGAGUUGAAGAUCAUUCAGCGAGGAGCCACUCCCCUUGGUGGAGGAGAGGUGAUGCUGCACUUGCCGCACCUAGUGCUACAUCCAAAGACCCUUCAUGCCACCACCACACCCACCAUAUCCAAAAUCAGAGGCAUUGCAUACUCGUGUCGAGUGUCUCCUGCGUCCGUGAACCGACUGAUUGAUGGAGCGAGAGAGGAGCUGAGAGCCACUGGUUGCGAGACAUUUAUUUUCUCAGACGUGGCUCGAGGAGACGAGUCUGGAAAGUCGCCUGGCUUUGGUAUUGUGCUUGUGGGAGAAACCAGACCCGGAUUUUGCAUUUCGGCCGAGUCGGUGGCGGUAGCAGGCUCCAUUCCUGAGGAUCUAGGUCGAGAAACCGCCAAAAAGCUCAUUGAGGAGAUCAGUAGAGCGGGCGUGUUUGGCCGCAACCAGCUCGACAUGGCCAUCAUCUUCAUGAUUCUGGGAUCCGGAGAUGUCGGACGGCUGGUGAUUGGAAAACAGAACAUUGACGAACGGUUCGUCACCCUCGCCCGAGAUAUCAAGAAGUUUUGGGGCGUAGAAAUGCGUCUCAAGGAGGACGACGAGAACGAAAACGAGAUGAUCUGCACCGUUAAGGGAGUCGGCUUUGUCUCCGCCAGUAAGAAGAUUGCUUAA